Messenger RNA from Cladocopium goreaui, 801 nucleotides. The record is from the annotation of a GenBank genome assembly. Lineage: Eukaryota; Dinophyceae; Suessiales; Symbiodiniaceae.
AUGUCGUGUCUUCAUGUCUCGGUCCUGGCGCUGAGCGGCAAGCAGCUGGUGUGUGCCGACGUGGCCAAAGACACGUUGGUGGAGGACUUGCAGUUCCAAGUGGAACAAGCAACCGGUGUUGACAAAGCUGCGCAGAGGUUGCUGUAUCAAGGAGAGAUUCUGCCUCCGACUGCGGCACUGGACUGCCUCGGCGCUGAUCCGGCGUGCAAAGAUCGCGUCGUGACGCUGGUGGUGACCAACCCUACCGUUGAAUACCAGGUAAUGCAAGGUGUCAUUUUCAAGUCGAAGGGUGCACAGCCAAGCUCAUCAAAGAUUGUGAAGCUUGAGAAAGCUGUGGGAGACCUCGUGAAGACCACGGGGCGCACCUGGCUGGGCCCUGCAGGAGGACACUGGAUUGAGCUUGAUCCAGUCUUUCAUAAAGCUGGCUGGCUGUUGAUCGAAGGUCCUGGCUUUGGAAAGGUGGGGCCGUUGCUGGAGGAAGUCUUGCCAAAUGAGCCCGAAGCCAUUGUGAUGCGCUUUUCAAGUCCAUACAAUGAUGAUGAAAUCCACCAGAUUUGCAUCAAACCUUCAUGGACCAUCGGGCAAGUGAAGCAGUGGAUGUGCAUCCGCCUACCAUGCCUUCGUCGGGAGAAGAUCGUCAUCGUCAAACGGCGAUGCAAGGGCCGCGCUGCGCGCUUCACACCCAGCAGCUUCCUCUUGGAUGACCGGGUGAGGGUGGAAGAGACAGACUUCAGAGAUGGAGAGGAGUUGCCAUAUAUUUACAUGGGUGAUUUGGAUGAUGCAGAGCCCUGGGAUUUCUGA